GCCAACAUGGCGGGCGAUGUAGAUGUUGAAUCCGAGUCGCUCGAUAAAAAGUGUAAAAUUUGUAAUGAAACAAUUAGUAGAGGUGGUGUAAAAUGUUCUACUGCAAAAUGUAAUGUGCUCCUUCAUAGUAAAUGUUUUGAUUUAGUGGCAAAAGUGGUUUUUAUUGAGAAAAAAACUUGGAAAUGCAGAACGUGCAGCGAAAAUCUUAGAGGUCAAUGUUCUAAUAGCAGCACGGAAGUAACCUUACUACAAAAGGAAAAUGAGUGCCUAAUUCGGGAAGCUGAGAUGUCAAAUAAGCGCAUAAGUGAUUUGGAAUAUAUAGUUAACCUACAGAAAUCGCUAGUGGAUGCCAUUAAAUGUAAAGAAAUAACUCCGAGUGGCGAUAAUGAAAAAGCAAGGUCGAGCAGUUCUUAUAGCGAUCAACUCAGAAAAACUGUAAACAAAUCAUCAGUAUUAGUAAUUAAAUCGAACGACAAAUCUAUAGACAACAAGAGAAUAGAAAAGGACGUUAAAUCAGCAAUAAAUCCCGGUUCUAUUAAUAUUAAUGUCAAAAAUACGAAAUUAAUAAGGAAUGGUAUAUUAAUAAACUGUGAAGAUAAAAAUUCUUGUGAUAAAUUAAAAAACAGUCUAGAAAACACAAUUGGAUUUAAUUAUGAUAUAAAUGAACCUAAGAAACGUAAUCCUCGUAUAUCAGUGCAUAAUAUUAAAGCAGGAGACUUAGAAAGUGCUUUGACCAUUUUACAGAUUUAA
Molecule: messenger RNA, 750 nt
Organism: Anoplophora glabripennis (Asian longhorned beetle)
Lineage: Eukaryota; Metazoa; Arthropoda; Insecta; Coleoptera; Cerambycidae
Source: RefSeq, a predicted model, not a curated record